Diceros bicornis minor is the source of this 6793-nucleotide messenger RNA. It is a transcript of the gene ABCG1, whose product is annotated as ATP binding cassette subfamily G member 1. The record is from RefSeq and is a predicted model, not a curated record. Bases 38 to 2074 code for a protein of 678 amino acids. Gene Ontology annotation, biological process: cholesterol homeostasis; transmembrane transport. Gene Ontology annotation, molecular function: ATP hydrolysis activity; ABC-type sterol transporter activity; ATP binding. Gene Ontology annotation, cellular component: plasma membrane. Lineage: Eukaryota; Metazoa; Chordata; Mammalia; Perissodactyla; Rhinocerotidae. The transcript has 15 exons.
CCGUCCCCGCCGCCUCUGCCGCCGCCGCCCCCAGGGCAUGGCCUGUCUGAUGGCCGCUUUCUCGGUCGGCACCGCCAUGAAUGCCAGCAGUUACUCUGCAGCAAUGACGGAGCCCAAGUCGGUGUGCGUCUCAGUGGAUGAAGUGGUCUCCAGCAACAUGGAGGCCACCGAGACGGACCUGCUGAAUGGCCAUCUGAAAAAAGUGGACAACAACCUCACAGAGGCCCAGCGCUUUUCCUCCCUGCCUCGGAGGGCGGCGGUGAACAUCGAGUUCAAGGACCUCUCCUACUCGGUCCCAGAGGGACCCUGGUGGAGGAAGAAAGGAUACAAGACCCUUCUGAAAGGAAUUUCCGGGAAAUUCAACAGCGGGGAGCUGGUGGCCAUCAUGGGUCCUUCCGGGGCUGGGAAGUCCACGCUCAUGAACAUUCUGGCCGGAUAUAGGGAGACCGGCAUGAAGGGGGCGGUCCUCAUCAACGGCCUGCCCCGGGACCUGCGCUGCUUCCGGAAAGUGUCCUGCUACAUUAUGCAGGACGACAUGCUGCUGCCACACCUCACCGUGCAGGAGGCCAUGAUGGUGUCUGCACAUCUGAAGCUCCAGGAGAAGGACGAAGGCAGAAGGGAGAUGGUCAAGGAGAUCCUGAUGGCUCUGGGCUUGCUGUCCUGUGCCAACACGCGGACAGGAAGCCUCUCCGGCGGCCAGCGGAAGCGUCUGGCCAUCGCGCUGGAGCUGGUGAACAACCCUCCUGUCAUGUUCUUCGACGAGCCCACCAGCGGCCUGGACAGCGCCUCCUGCUUCCAGGUGGUCUCCCUGAUGAAAGGACUGGCUCAAGGAGGGAGGUCCAUCAUCUGCACCAUCCACCAGCCCAGCGCCAAGCUCUUCGAGCUGUUCGACCAGCUUUACGUCCUUAGUCAAGGACAAUGUGUGUACCGGGGAAAAGUCUCAAACCUUGUACCGUAUUUGAGGGAUUUAGGUCUGAACUGCCCAACCUACCACAACCCUGCUGAUUUUGUCAUGGAGGUGGCGUCCGGUGAGUACGGCGAUCAGAACAGCCGCCUGGUGAGAGCCGUCCGGGAGGGCAUGUGCGACUCGGACUACAGGAGAGAGCCGGGGAGCGACGCCGAGGUGACCCCUUUUCUUUGGCACCGGCCCUCUGAAGAGGUAAAGCAGGCAAAGCGAUUGGAGGGGUUGAGGAAGGACUCCACUUCCAUGGAAGGCUGUCACAGCUUCUCGGCCAGCUGCCUCACCCAGUUCUGCAUCCUCUUCAAAAGGACUUUCCUCAGCAUCAUGAGGGAUUCGGUCCUGACGCACCUCCGGAUCACCUCUCACAUUGGAAUCGGCCUCCUCAUCGGCCUGCUCUACCUGGGGAUUGGGAAUGAAGCCAAGAAGGUCUUGAGUAACUCGGGCUUCCUCUUCUUCUCCAUGCUGUUCCUCAUGUUCGCGGCCCUCAUGCCCACUGUUCUUACAUUUCCCCUGGAGAUGGGCGUGUUUCUUCGAGAACACCUGAAUUACUGGUACAGCCUGAAGGCCUACUACCUAGCCAAGACCAUGGCCGAUGUCCCCUUUCAGAUCAUGUUCCCCGUGGCGUACUGCAGCAUCGUGUACUGGAUGACGUCGCAGCCCUCUGACGCUGUGCGGUUCGUCCUGUUUGCCGCGCUGGGCACCAUGACCUCGCUGGUGGCACAGUCCCUGGGCCUGCUGAUCGGAGCUGCCUCCACGUCCCUGCAGGUGGCAACCUUCGUGGGUCCUGUGACGGCCAUCCCCGUCCUCCUCUUCUCAGGAUUCUUCGUCAGCUUUGACACCAUCCCGACUUACCUGCAGUGGAUGUCUUACAUCUCCUACGUCAGGUACGGGUUCGAAGGGGUCAUCCUCUCCAUCUAUGGCCUCGACCGAGAAGAUCUGCAUUGCGACAUCGACGAGACGUGCCACUUCCAGAAGUCAGAGGCCAUUCUGAGAGAACUGGACGUGGAAAACGCCAAACUCUACCUGGACUUCAUCGUCCUGGGCGUUUUCUUCAUCUCCCUGCGCCUCAUUGCCUAUUUUGUCCUGAGGUACAAAAUCCGGGCAGAGAGGUAAAACAGCUGAAUGCCAGGAGAGAGGAAAAUGAGACAUUGUGGCCAAGGGCCACUGCUAGAAUCGUGGCGGCAAGCCUGUGCCGCGGACACAGAGACCACGGUGACCCAACCCCUAGAAGCCACGUUUGGUUCGCGAGUGUCACGUGUUUGACUCCUCCGCCCAGCUGGGAUGGGUCUUCUCUCCAUUACCCUUUCUAGCUUUAACUAGGAAGAAGAUGUAGGAAGGUUUUUUUUUCACAUGCAGAAUUUUAAGAUACCACAACUGGGGCAGAGUUUAAAACUGCAACAAAGCUGGUGACAAGAGGCUUCCUUGGUCGAGUUCCUCCUUCUGGUAACGCUGGUCCUGGAUGGGGCAUUCCAGCAGCUUCUUGGCUGAUCACUGUGCAGUUAGAUGUCGGGGGAGAGAGGCAAGGCGUGGCGCGAUUCCAUUUUAUGACUGUUGUUUUAAUAGCUUCAUCUUUCUACGAUUUGUCUCUUUUUCCAAGCAGAAGUCAUUUUCCAAGCCAAAAGUUGAUAGAUUUCAUUCAUUUUAAGAAACUGUGUCUUUUUAGUACCUGUUGAAGAAAAUUAUUCAGGGUAAAUAACAUACUUUGUUUAGAGAUACGAGAAGUUGAACUUAAUCGCGGAGCUGGUCUCGUUUAGGGACAGAACUUGUGUAAGAUGCAGAGGCAGGUGCCAGGAAGGCGGACUUUGGAACUGUAUGCACUCAGCCCUGCAGAAAUUUUAAAGAGUUAUACAAAACAUUGUAAGGUGUAAUUGGCCAACUCUUUCCAAGUCUUUUAUUUUCCCCAUGCAUCUUAUUUUAAGCAAAAUAUAUUGUUUCUUUUUUCUAACUUUCUGAGCACCUUAAUUUUGCCUAAAAAUACUCCAGAAGAUCAACCCUGUUUGUGUUGUGCAAACAUUUCUGUUUCCUCCUAUGUUUCAUCAGCUACCUCCACUGGACCUGGGAAAGCUGGGCUGAGGGAGAUUCCAGGCAGGAAUGUUGAGGGUUGUGCAGGUGCAAGGGGUGAAAGAGGAGCUACCUGCACAAGAGGGAAGAUGCUGAGCCUUCAUUAGCAUCUAAGGCCUUUGCAGGAAACCCACGGAGACCUAGUGUGGCCGGGGCGUUUGCAGCGCCAUCAAGCAAUGCACUAGAGCCGUGGGUGAGUCCAUCUCCCAAGUCUGUGUUCUGCAGCAUCUCAGCUGCACCACCUUCUCAAUGUUGGGCUUGUGUAGACUUCGAAGACCGGAAAUUCCUUCUUCCCAGUGACGAAAUCACGUAAGUGAAUCCCUCUAGGUCAGGAACGGUGGGCCCAUCUGCAGGGUAGACGGCCCUUGACUUCGUAACAGGGUGCCUGUGUGCUCUUCAGCCAUCAGAGGCAGUGUGACUACACAGGGGAAAGUGAUUCUGGCUAAAGAAGGUUAUCUGAAGGACAACGGAAUUACUUCCCCUUCUAGGCUAUCAUUAUCCUGAAACUGGGGUCUCCUAAGGAAAGGUUGUAUUUUUGUGGGCAAAUUCAUUAACCUCUCUGAGCCUCAGUUUCUUUAGCUGUAAAUAGUCGCCCUAGAUCGUUUUCAAGGCCGUGUUCAGCUCUAUAAAGUUCUGAGCUUCCUCAGUUGUCUUCCUGAAGCUCUUAUUUCCAACUUUAAGAGAAUGAGAAGAGUCCAAAUUGUACUUACAUGUGGAUUUGAUUUGCAAACGCUUAGAGAUAUCUUUUUCACCUUUAGAUCCUUUUUAGUAAAUGCAGUUGAGAUACAUCAAAACGUAAUUUUAAGUUUGCUUAUUUUACACCAGUGUGGCAUUGCCUUCCAGUAAGUGUAACCAGGGUCACACUUAGCCUUUAUAGAAGUCCUCAUAUAAUUUCAAGAUAGAUUUGCUUGUAGGACACCACACAGAGGAAGACACCCGUAGGAACAGCCUGGUGAAAUACAGAGUUGGAAAGAAGAGAAAGUCCUUGCUGGGGACUCAGAAUUACAUCAGAUGAGGUCAGUAUUUAACGACUCCUUCCCUCCGGGUGAGUCCUUCCAGUUGCGGGUCUGUGACCCUAAGAAGGACGAGAGCGCAGGAGCCGCACUCUGUCGGGCCGACCAUCUCCACUCCACAGGCAGCUCCAUCUCAUUCGUGGAGCCCGGGGUGCUGUAUCUCAGCAAUUUUGGAAGGAAACAGUGAGAUACCCUGGAUUUAAAAUCUGGCUUCCAAGCACACAUAAGCCCUCAGAAGGAAUUAUGUCCCUAGGAGUUCGUGCUCCCUGCAUUUCCGUUUUCCACUGUUAACAGAUUAUAUUCGUCCCUGAAUAGGUGAGGAACGGAUGCAGGUCCUCCCAAAGGGCAGAUCGUGGGGGACGAGAGGACUGUUGGGCUGUGGGAAGGGAAAUGCAUAUGCAAAGGAACACAGCUAUUUUGUAAAGGAUGCUAAUGGCUUAUAGCGAGUAUUCUGAAGUCACCAGCACAGGAGAAUUUGCUUAGGAAGACCCAGAGCCAUGUGGGAUGAGGAUGGGUCAGUCUAAGAUGAUCCCUUCAUUCCUCUUCACAUAUCAGCAGCUACCCCUCACUCUCAUCUCAUAAUGGGUUAAUAAUGCUGCCAUUUGUUGUAGGGUAGUUUGACAAAACCUCUUAUUCCAAUGGCCGAAGAUAACAUCCAAGCAACUUACUGAUUUAUUUUUCUAAGUAGUUGUGGUUAAGAGGUAGGUGAUGAUGUGCUGUCCUCCAGACAUUGGAAUUUAAACCCGGCCAACUUCCCAAAUCUAAUUCUUUGAAGCAAUUUCUGAAUGUAAUGACUCAAAUAUUCUUUUCAUCUCUGAUGGCGCUUCUUCACUUAGAAGGAAGGAUUAAAACUUGGAUAAAGGAUGCGCAACCUCUCCAGUGUUGGUAGAGGUAAAAAUGGAACUCCAUAGACGAACACUUUUCAGGGAAGCUUGUCAGGAGAGAAAGGGGAGCACCAUGGGGUCCAGCCACCGUUCCUGCCCCGAGACAGCUUCAGGGCCUGGGUCUUUGCUGACAGCCCCAUCCUGGAAGCCUUUCCCCUCUGCCCACAUUUCAGAGCAUUUUGUGCCUCCCCUUCUCCUCCUCUCGCUGAAGGUCAGCUAGAGAAUUAAAUUCUUGGGAAGUUCCUGCAUGGGUGAAGUGGGAGGCUCUCCCCAUGAAGGGAAGAAACCCGUGUGAAUGUUUUACGUGGAAGAUGCUGGAAUCUGAAGACUUGACCUUGAGGGAGGGGCCUUCAGCUCCAGGAAAUGGGACAUCAGCUUUUAGGUUAAAAACCUAUCCUAGAAACCCCCAAAGAGGCCGUUUCCCACCCUGACAAAAGCACUGCCAGGAGGGCAGGCACAGGCUGCAUCCAUGAGGCAGAAAUCACCGUGGUUGUUUCCCUGAUGAGAGAAAGCCUUGCGCUCCGGGCACUGAGCAUCCUUCCUGCCGAGCGGUGCAGGUGCUGCACUGGGUGCCUCACGCAUCCCUCUGUUCCUUCACUCGCUCAGCACGCGUUUAUCAACCCAUCCCCACGUGCUUGGUGCUGUCCCAAGCCCUGAGGGUUCAGAGGAGGGAAAUAGAUGCGGACCUGCCCCCACGGGGCCUGCCCUCCAGUGCAGGCUGCGGGAGGGGGCCCAUGACCCCCUCGCUCUGUUCAUCCCGCAGAUGCAGAAUGCCCCGGCCAGGAGAGGGUCAGGAGUUCCCGGGUCCCAGGGCCGGGAGAGAGCAGAGUUGGAAUUCGAGCCCCAGUCUGGCCCCGAGGUCUCUAUUUUUUUUGCUUUGCUGUGUCGCUUCCUGUUCAUACUGUAGAAGUGUAUAUGAAAAUCCAUCCUUUGUUGGUAUAAUGUGCAAUACUAGUUUAGUGGCUUUUCCUUCUGGACUUGCUGUCACCAAACAGAUAGCUGAGAUGGGAGGGUGGCACGCGCCCCUGCCCCUCAAUCACCUUGCACAGAGGUGCACGAGCUGGCCUGUGGGGCCGGGCUUACUCCUGUCUCAGCGGAGAGGUGCCUUCCUCUGCCCUCGCCAGGUCUUAGCUUCCUAAUGCAGCACGCCUGUGGGUCAGCGUGGACUAGGGAGGGUGUGUGCGUGUGUGUGUGUGUGCAUGUGCAGGCUUGCUCCAGGUGUGUAUCGAAUAGUGUUACUCUGUGGUGUUUCCUUCAUCUCUAAAUCCUCGCUCGUCCUUUACUCCAAGAAGGAAAGGAAAAAUUCCCUCCCUUCACGCCUAUCGUGCAGAUGGUAAAAGUGUAGUCGAACCUCAUUAAGGCUUUCAUCAGAUGCCAGGAAAAUUAGAAUGUGACAAAACGUGAAACGAAGCACCUGGAGGGUGUGAAUUUAAGUUAGAUACUUUUAAUAAAUAAAGACUGCUAAUAAAAUAUUUUAUAUGAAACUUUUUACUUGUGUUCAGUGUUAAAUGCUUCAAACUCAAAAUGAUUUGCUUGAAUCAUACCAGGUAAAAUGAAUUUUCAGGUGGUAUUUUGAUUAGAUUUGUUGGCAGUCUAGUGAGAGUUCUGCUUUUUUGUGUGGUGUUCUGGUCUAACCCGAUGGUAAAUCAUCACCUUUCUCUCUCGGAAACCGUCAUGUUUUAUGUUGAACUGUCUUAAAGUUUUGUGUUUCCCCUCCGUUCUCCCGGACUCCUCAAGCACUUCUUCCUGCCUUGUUCACGUCGGCCUCAGCCUCAAAAAGUGCCGAGGCCCCAAAUGCACGUGGCCCAUGCUGUCUCGUCCAGUCCUCUCCACCCUCGAGAUGGUCCCCCAGACACGGGCACUCGGGGGGUGGU